Molecule: messenger RNA, 656 nt
Organism: Dichomitus squalens LYAD-421 SS1
Lineage: Eukaryota; Fungi; Basidiomycota; Agaricomycetes; Polyporales; Polyporaceae
Exons: 5
Coding region: 255-566 (103 amino acids)
Source: RefSeq, a predicted model, not a curated record
GCAAGAUUAGGCAGCAUUCGAAGAGGAUCAACCUCCCCAUACCGUUAUGGGGUACAUCCAAUCAAUUCAAAUUUGACCCGCUCAAUGCCAUGAUAAGAGUUUUCUGUCGCGACGUCGCGGUGAAGAAGUUACGAGAACCUCGAUACAUGAUUGUCGUUUUCAAGUCGUGUGCGCACGAACCGAACUUUAACCGUGCUGUGUGACGUUGAUGAAGGUCAAAAGGCCUUAACUGCACAACACCACGCGGAGUACCCAUGAGAAGGGUUGGCCUUACCUACCGCGGGUACUCGUCGGCCGUGUCCGAACUAAUUAUAUCACUCGUUCUUCAAUUCGUCUGUGCGUCUUCAGCUGGACAGUCUGGCUUCGCAGAGCCUGCCUGCCGAGCUACGGUUAUCCUUGUCUCAUGUGCGCAGCAGCGGACGGCCUCUCUUCGGCUCACAUUAUGGUCUCGGAUUCACCUCGGUCUCCCACUUCGUUGUACUCAAGAUGGUAGUGGCUCUGACAGCUGCGUCUCCGCAACGACGCUAUGCGGCAGCUUCGUGACCCACUUCUUGAUGCAGCGUUGACUUCCUUUGGCUGCCGGAUUUUUUCCGUCGAUGAAAGUAUAAAAGCAAUGCUGCGAGGCCUCCGACCUCAUCGACUCAGCAGUCGCUCUC